Molecule: messenger RNA, 564 nt
Organism: Colletotrichum spaethianum
Lineage: Eukaryota; Fungi; Ascomycota; Sordariomycetes; Glomerellales; Glomerellaceae
Exons: 2
Coding region: 1-564 (187 amino acids)
Biological process (GO): protein K11-linked ubiquitination; positive regulation of mitotic metaphase/anaphase transition; anaphase-promoting complex-dependent catabolic process
Cellular component (GO): anaphase-promoting complex; nuclear periphery
Molecular function (GO): protein binding
Source: RefSeq, a predicted model, not a curated record
AUGGCAAAAAUCACGCAGCUGCGCUCUUACAGCGAGACUAGAUUCGACCACCGGGUUGCCGAUGGGUUUCCCUGCAGCAACCCAACUGUCGAUCUGUCGGUCAGCUGGGACGCAUCGGGGAAGAAUCUUCUGAUAUACCGGCCCAGGGAACAUGUCGUGUCCAAGAUUCACCAAUUUGCGAAACCUGGCCACCAGGCACCUCAGCCGCAAGCCGUGAAAUGGAAACCGGACGGCCAGUUCCUCGCCGUAGGCUGGAGUGACGGCUAUAUCAGGUUGAUGGGCUUGGAGAACAACAAGGCUGCACAUCACAUCCGUGUCUGCGGGGACGACGCAUCAGCUCCCAGCAUCACUCACAUCGGCUGGUCGCGCAACACCGUAGGCAAACCGCGAUCUCACUAUCAGAAGACAUCGUCGCAGCCAUGGCAGAAGCUUAUGUCAGAGGAGCUGGAGCUGCCCGGGGGACCCGCCCCGCUGGAUUUUCCGCGAGAACUCACCUUCUUGGAGGUGGACUCGGCGUUACCCAAAAUCAGCCCUUUGCCCAGCUCAAGUGCUGGAGCAGGGUAG